AUGGCUACAUCUGUACCUCAAAUCCCCAAAUCCCGGUGCAAUGACAGAUGUCUUCCUGGGUACAGAAAAGCUUUUAAUGGAGGAUUUCAUGUCUGCUGCUAUGACUGUGUCCCAUGUUCUGAGGGAGAAUUUUGUAAUACAACAGAUUGUGAGAUCUGCUAUAGAUGUCCUGAUGAAGAGUGGCCGGAUGAGAGAAGAGUGAGAUGUGUACCCAAAAUAUAUGACUUUCUGUCCUAUGAAAAGGACAUUGUGGUGCAAAUAUCUGCAGUAACAGCUUCAUUGUUCUCUGCCAUAACAUUAUUUAUAUUAGGGAACUUUAUUUAUUACUGGGACACCCCAAUUGUGAAAGCCAAUAACCGGGCUGUAAGCUUCAUUCUCCUGAUUUCCAUCUUGCUGAGCUUCCUCUGUGUGUUCUUGUUCCUCGGACGACCGGUGGAUAUAACCUGCAGACUCCGACAGAUGUCUUUUGGGAUCUUCUUCUCCACAGCUGUCUCUUCUGUAUUAGCAAAGACUGUCACUGUCUUUAUUGCUUUCAAAGCCACCAAACCCGGCAGUACCUGGAGGAAGUGGGUAACACUCAAAGUAUCUAAUUAUGUGGUCAUUGUGUGCUCCUCUGUCCAAGCUCUGAUCUGUGGUAUCUGGCUGACUGUUUAUUCUCCCUACCAAGAGUAUGACCAUCACUCCUAUAAGGGAAUGAUCAUCGUUCAGUGUAAUGAGGGGUUAGUGAUUGGGUUAUACUCUAUGUUGAGUUACAUAGGGAUCCUGGCAUCUGUGAACUUUGUUCUGGCUUUCAUGGUGAGGACAUUACCGGACAGCUUCAAUGAGGCCAAGUUCAUCACCUUCAGCAUGCUGGUGCUCUGCAGUGUCUGGAUUGCAAUGAUCCCGGCCUAUCUGAGCACCAAAGGGAAAUACAUGGUGGCUGUGGAGAUAUUUGCCAUACUGACCUCAUGUGCCAGUGUUCUGGGCUGUAUAUUUUUCCCAAAGCUGUAUAUUCUGCUUAUAAAACCUGAAUUUAACUCUAGAAAAACAAUACUGGGGAAAAACACUAUAUAA
Pseudophryne corroboree (corroboree frog) is the source of this 1053-nucleotide messenger RNA. RefSeq names its product vomeronasal type-2 receptor 26-like. Gene Ontology annotation, molecular function: G protein-coupled receptor activity. Gene Ontology annotation, cellular component: plasma membrane. The record is from RefSeq and is a predicted model, not a curated record. NCBI's taxonomy places the organism in Eukaryota, Metazoa, Chordata, Amphibia, Anura, Myobatrachidae. Gene Ontology annotation, biological process: G protein-coupled receptor signaling pathway. The coding region runs from base 1 to 1053 and encodes 350 amino acids. The transcript is spliced from 3 exons.